This is a messenger RNA of Caenorhabditis angaria, 1863 nucleotides long. NCBI's taxonomy places the organism in Eukaryota, Metazoa, Nematoda, Chromadorea, Rhabditida, Rhabditidae. The record is from the annotation of a GenBank genome assembly.
AUGUUGAAUUUCACAACAGUUUUAGCAUUCAUUUUCUUUACCGGAAUUUCUUGUGAUUAUGUGGUUGAUCAUGUUUUUACGCAGUAAGUAACUCCUAGAAAUGUAUUAAUCGAAUCUGAAAGUUUCAGUAUGCUCAAUUCGUCUGUAGACAGUUGUGACAAUUUUUAUCGACACGUUUGUGGAGUUGAAACAAAAUAUGGGAUGAAAAGAUUGGGGCUGAAAAUAUUAGAAGAAGACUAUAGUAAAUUAACCGUAUUUGAUGAAGUUUCUGAAUACAUGGUCGGUUAUUUAUCGUAUUUCAUGCAAAUAUUUGAAAUAUUUUUCAGAUGGAAUUAAUUAAAUGUAGUGAAACUAAUUAUAUAAAAGGGACUGUGUCAGAUAAACUAAAGAGCUUGUUUGAAAAAUCGUGAGUUCACUUGACAAAAAGAACGCUUUCGAAAUUGUAAAUUUUCAGAAUCCAAAAUGGUGAGGAAGAAAUAUUUUUGAAAAAUAUGCAAACAAUUCAAAAUUUCACUGGAGACAAAAAAUCAAUUUACAGAUUUUUUGGAAAACUGGGAGUCUCAUUUGGUAAGUGUCAUAAGUUUCUUGUAAUAAAAAUGAAAUUCCAAUUCUAGGUCCAAAAUUAUAAACUAGGUUGUGAAACAGUCAUUCGAACAAAUAAAGAACGAUUGUGGCUUCACGCUAACGGAAACAUGAUUGAUGCUUUUAAUAUAAUUUUUGAUGAACUGAAAACUAUUUUUCAUACUUGGAUUGAGGUGAGUUAAACUUAAUUACUUUGUGUUUUUGUAAAUUUUCAAAAUAUUCAAAAAAUCAAUCAUUACUCACACUCAAAUUACAGGAUACACCAUCACUCAAAAAACACAACGUCGUUCAAAAGUAUCAUGAUAAACUUCUGAAUCUCACUUUAUAUGAUAUGUCUGCUUCUGAACGUAUUUCACAGUUAACAAAUGAAUACAAAAAUUGUCAAAAAUUUUUGAUUUCUUGGAUAGAUGAUGCGAGUUUGGCAAAUUUGAUUUGUAUCGAUCAGUCAUAUUCGCGCUUCGGUGAAAAUAAUAAUAGGGCUGUCAUUGGUUAUACCGCUAGAAAUAAAAAAAGUGUCGUUUAUAUUGGCUUACCUUUCUAUGCAAUUGCAUCUAGAGUUGGAACGGAAGCUUUCUUUGUAAGUUUAAAAAACAACUUCUCUACAUAUUUACAUAUGAUGAAUGUAUUUAGAUUGGUCUAGUUGGUAGCCUUAUUGGUCACGAAAUAUCGCAUUCUUUGAUUCAAAGCAGAGGUGAAGAACUUGAAUUAUUCUUCUCUCAGCGGACAACAAACUGCAUACAGAAUCAAUUUUAUAAAACAUGUCAUUAUUUCAAUGUUUCAUCGGUGUGUUUAUAAGCUAUGUAUAUCGUAACUCAUGUGGUUUUCAGGAUAAUUGUAUUCAAUAUACCGGUAGAAUCGAUGACAAUGGAUCAGAUUUAUUAGGAUUCAGAGGAGCUCUCCAAUUUGCAAAAAAUCAUAUGGGUGCCACGUUGAACGAGUUCAAUGAUGAAUAUAGAAUAUACACAAACUUACAAUUGCUUUUUAUGGGACAAUCAGCUUUUUUCAUGUGUAUGGUUUUUUUUCCAGAAAAAUGUAUCUACCAUUCUGAUUUUUUUUCAGAAUAUUCGAUCAUCGGGAUAUCGCCAUUCUCCAUCUCCAAUCAGAUCAAAUGCAGUUGCUGCACAAAAUUCAGAAUUUUUAAGUGCAUUUAAAUGUGGACCAGACUCGAAAAUGGCAAAAUCGUUACAUGUGAGAUUUUUCUAAUUAUAGUUUUGUAACAAGGCAACGUUUAUUUUUCAGAAAACAUGUUAUAUUCUUGGACCAGACGCUUCAUCGGAGUAA